Branchiostoma floridae (Florida lancelet) is the source of this 3041-nucleotide messenger RNA. RefSeq names its product dopamine receptor 2-like. The transcript has 4 exons. Gene Ontology annotation, cellular component: membrane. Gene Ontology annotation, molecular function: G protein-coupled receptor activity. Bases 399 to 3041 code for a protein of 880 amino acids. The record is from RefSeq and is a predicted model, not a curated record. Gene Ontology annotation, biological process: G protein-coupled receptor signaling pathway. Lineage: Eukaryota; Metazoa; Chordata; Leptocardii; Amphioxiformes; Branchiostomatidae.
AGGAUAUUGUCUAACUCACUGACGCCUUACACACCCACGUCUGGUCCUACCUGCUGCGACGUUCCCAUGGCAACAAUCAACGUGAGCGUCCCCUCGCAACCGCAUGCAUGUACGUACGCCAAUUAAGCUUCAUUUCCAUGCAAAAAUGUAGCCUGCAAACUUUACAUAAGGCUUAAGACGGACUCGGUUCUUUGUUGCCCACGUAUAGCAUACACGUGGAGAGGAGGGCGCCGAGCGCUGGUAAUGAUUCCAUUCAUACUCGAAAUUUGUGAGGAACAACGACACAGAGGCGAAGUCAGUGCUGGUGGUUGUUCCGGGUCGCUUUGAGUGGCCAUCACCGAAGACUGCAAGCACACAGCUUGCUAGAGAAAGCAUUGACGACGGUCCGUCCAAGUAUCAUGAUGGACGCAUCAGCAGUGGGUUUGACUUAUCCUGGUAAUACCUCGGAUGCAAACAGAACUGUAAACGGAACAAGCGAAGCGGACUGGAGGACCGAGGCCUCAUUGGCCACCACAUCAGUCAGCCUCGUACUCAUCAUGUCAGCGUCCCUGGUGUUGAACAUCUUGGUGACUGUCGCCGUCGUCAGAGGGAGGCGGGGCCAUAAGACGAACCACUCGCUUCUGAUCCUGAACCUGACCAUGUCCGGGCUAGUUUUAACAGUCGUCGGCAUGCCGUUGUCUCUCAUGUCCGUUUUCGACGGAGGAGCGGUGCUGAGUGAAUUGGACAGACUUUGCAGUGUAAAUGGCUUCGUGUCGGUGUUCUUGGCCCUGGCUACCACCCUGUCUCUCUCGGCAAUCGCUGUGGAUCGCUACCUCGCCAUUUGCAAAGCAACAAAGUACAAGGCUAUUCUCACACCAUGUCGUUUAAACAUGGCACUGAUAGCUAUCUGGAUCGUAUCUGCCAUUGGUGGCCUUCCUCCUGUAUUCGGUUGGGCCGAAUUUGAGUACGACCCGGCUACGUAUCACUGCUCCCCUGCUUGGCAGUCCCCACACGGUUUAGGUUAUCGUAUCUUUUGCCUACUCGUUGGCUUCAUUCUUCCGAUCACCGUUAUGCUUGUCUGCUACACGCGUAUCUUUAUAACCGUUCGGAGAAGCAACAGAAGGGUCGCACCUUCAAAAGAACAGAACAAUGCUAUAGGUCGGCUUUUGGAAAACGGUACAACUGGAUUGAAACAGUUGACUAGAACCAGCUCUAUUCGCGGGGAGCGUCCUAGCAAGUGCCACAGCGAAGUCAAACUUCGGCUGGAGGGUGAAGAAUCGACCACUGAAGAAAGGCAACAGGAGACAGUGUUCGCGAUUAAACUCGAGUUGCGACGGACUAGUGAGAAAAAUCGUGACACCCAAACCAGCAACGAGGAUAGUGAUGUCGACGCUACUGUGGUAGGGUUACCGCAAAGGUGCGAUGAAAAAGAUGCUAGGAAAUGUACCAUUGACGGUGAUGGCCAAAUUGUAGUGAGGUUAAGAAACGACAGGUACCUUGCCGUUCAGGACCCGUCUUCAACUAGCCUCAAUACGGGAACAACAAGGAACAUGUCUACACCACAACGUUCCAUGUCAACGCAGCGUUUCGUGUCUCCAGUGCGUUCCUUGCCAAUACACCGUCCAAAGUCAACGCCAAAUUUCAUGUCAACACAGAAUUUAAUGCCACCAACACAGAAUUUGAUGAUAAAACAGCGUUCCGAGUCUCCAGUGCGUGCCUUGUCAAUACAUCGUCCAAAUUCAACACUGAAUACCAUGUUAACACAGAAUCCCAUGACUGCACAGCCUACCAUGUCCGCACAGCGUUCCAUGUCAACGCUCUGUCCCGUGUCUGCAGUGCGUCGCAUGUCGUUACAGAAUUCCAUGUCAAUACUGAAUUCCAUGUCAACACCGAAUUCCAUGUCAACACAGAAUUCCAUGUCAAAACAGAAUUCCUUGUCAACAAAGAAUUCCAUGUCAACAAAGUAUCCAGUGUCUGCAGUGCGUCGCAUGUCAACACAGAAUUCCUUGUCAACACAGAAUUCCUUGUCAACACAGAAUUCCUUGUCAACACAGAAUUCCAUGUCAACUCAGAAUUCCAUGUCAACACAGAUUCCCCUGUCUCCAGAGCGUUCCAAGUCGACACAGAAUUCCUUGUCAAUACAGCGUCCCAUGUCAACACUACGUUCCAUGUCAGUACCGAAUUCCAUAUCAGUGCCGGGUUCCACGUCAACAAAGAAUUCCAUGCCAUCAAAAAAUUCCACGUCAACAGAUAAUUCCAUGACCACACAGCGUCCCGAGUCUCCAGUGCAGUUAAACUCAACACACAACCCGAUGACAACACCGAAUUCCUUGUCAACACAGCGUUCCAUGUCAACACUACGUUCCAUGUCAGUACCGAAUUCCACGUCAACGCAGAAUUCCAUGACAACACAAAAUUCCACGUCAACUCAGAAUUCCAUGUCAACACAGAAUUUCAUGUCAACACAGAAUUCCUUGUCAACAAAGAAUUCCUUGCCAACAUCGAAUUACACGUCAACACAGCGUUCCAUGCCCACAGACAUCUACUCCGGGUGCACAGACGGCAUCGUAAACAAUGCGUACAUGAACAAAAGCGAUCGCAAUGGUCUAACCGCCGGCGCGGCUAGCACCCCCGGCCACUUGUCCCCACCUCCGUCCUUCUUAGAGAGACACUUUGAGGAAAGGAGAAGCGUUGACGUGCCUACAGCUUUCCAUGUCAGCCAGAUGAGGAGAGACCGCGACCAACAGAAAAAGGAGAGGAAAGUUGCCAUUACCGGUGCAAUGCUGGUACUAGCGUACAUCACUUGUUGGGGACCCUACGCCAUCAUUAACAUACAGUCCACAACGUGUGCUAUGCUGGUACUUGCGUACAUCACAUGCUGGGGACCCUACGCCAUUAUCAACAUACAGUCCACCGCGGCACCACUGUGGGUCUACACCCUCGCCAUGUGGCUAGGAUACGCCAACUGCGUGGUCAGUCCCGUGGUCUACGCGCUGACCAACAGGCACAUCAUGCAGGAGAUCAGGACAUUCUGUACGCGUCGGCACCAUGCGGGUGGCUAA